Pongo pygmaeus (Bornean orangutan) is the source of this 5733-nucleotide messenger RNA. It is a transcript of the gene LEPR, whose product is annotated as leptin receptor. The record is from RefSeq and is a predicted model, not a curated record. The transcript has 20 exons. Gene Ontology annotation, cellular component: external side of plasma membrane; membrane. NCBI's taxonomy places the organism in Eukaryota, Metazoa, Chordata, Mammalia, Primates, Hominidae. Gene Ontology annotation, molecular function: cytokine receptor activity; protein binding. Gene Ontology annotation, biological process: cytokine-mediated signaling pathway. The coding region runs from base 778 to 3468 and encodes 896 amino acids.
ACUCGCGGCACCGCGUGCUUGCUGGGUUCGCCUGGGCUCUCGGCCUCCCUGCGGGCAGGGGUCCUCCCUCCCCAGCGCCGGGUCUCUCCUCCCGCAGGCCCGUGGCCCCCCGCAGCGGCAUUCCCCGCCGCCGCCCCCUCCCCGCCACCUGCGCGGCCGCCCUCGCAGCUCGAGUCAGCUCCUCCCGCUCAGGGGCGGCUGCGGAGGGCGCGGGGCGCACGCGGGCGGCCACCCGACUCUUCCCUCCCUUCUCCCCACCCCAGCCUGCUUCUGCUCAGCCCCACCUCCCCACGCACUCGGCUGCCUUCCUCUCUCCUGAGAGUUGCCCCGCACCUUGGGCGAGGAGUUCAGAGCGGCCCCAUCGCAGAGCCCACGGCCGGCCGAGCGCGCGCGACGCAGGUGCCCGAGCCCCGGCGCCGCCGCCAUCUCUGCCUUCGGUCGAGUUGGACCCCCCGGAUCGAGGCUUCCUGCCUACUUUGGAAACUGAAGGGACUGCCACCUAAAACAGUAAACCCUGGGGCCCUGAAGAGAAUUUGCUGGUUCGAAUGACAAGAGAAAAAAUAAUUGUUCUGUAGGGAUGGUUUAGACCUCAGCUUUUGUUUCCCACCUCCUCACUUCCCUGCAAGCAAAUUAAACAACAACAGUAGCAGCAUCAGCAGCAAAACCCCAAACCCAACCUCAACCAAACCACUUACUGAAAGGGAUUUGUAGUGGUGAGAAAAAGAGACCCAACUGAGGAAUCAUUUGGGAACCUCAGGUGUACUUCUCUGAAGCAAGAUGAUUUGUCAAAAGUUCUGUGUGGUUUUGUUACAUUGGGAAUUUAUUUAUGUGAUAACUGCAUUUAACUUGUCAUAUCCAAUUACUCCUUGGAGAUUUAAGUUGUCUUGCAUGCCACCAAAUUCAACCUAUGACUACUUCCUUUUGCCUGCUGGACUCUCAAAGAAUACUUCAAAUUCGAAUGGACAUUAUGAGACAGCUGCUGAACCUAAGUUUAAUUCAAGUGGUACUCACUUUUCUAACUUAUCCAAAACAACUUACCACUGUUGCUUUCGGAGUGAGCAAGAUAGAAACUGCUCCUUAUGUGCAGACAACAUUGAAGGAAAGACAUUUGUUUCAACAGUAGAUUCUUUAGUUUUUCAACAAAUAGGUGCAAACUGGAACAUACAGUGCUGGCUAAAAGGAGACUUAAAAUUAUUCAUCUGUUAUGUGGAGUCAUUAUUUAAGAAUCCAUUCAAGAAUUAUAACUAUAAGGUCCAUCUUUUAUAUGUUCUGCCUGAAGUGUUAGAAGAUUCACCUCUGGUUCCCCAAAAAGGCAGUUUUCAGAUGGUUCACUGCAAUUGCAGUGUUCAUGAAUGUUGUGAAUGUCUUGUGCCUGUGCCAACAGCCAAACUUAACGACACUCUCCUUAUGAGUUUGAAAAUCACAUCUGGUGGAGUAAUCUUCCAGUCACCUCUAAUGUCAGUUCAGCCCAUAAAUAUGGUGAAGCCUGAUCCACCAUUAGGUUUGCAUAUGGAAAUCACAGAUGAUGGUAAUUUAAAGAUUUCGUGGUCCAGCCCGCCAUUGGUACCAUUUCCACUUCAAUAUCAAGUGAAAUAUUCAGAGAAUUCUACACCAGUUAUCAGAGAAGCUGACAAGAUUGUCUCAGCUACAUCCCUGCUGGUAGACAGUAUACUUUCUGGGUCUUCAUAUGAGGUUCAGGUGAGGAGCAAGAGACUGGAUGGCCCAGGAAUCUGGAGUGACUGGAGUACUCCUCAUGUCUUUACCACACAAGAUGUCAUAUACUUUCCACCUAAAAUUCUGACGAGUGUUGGGUCUAAUGUGUCUUUACACUGCAUCUAUAAGAAUGAAAACAAGAUUGUUCCCUCAAAAAAGAUUGUUUGGUGGAUGAAUUUAGCUGAGAAAAUUCCUCAAAGCCAGUAUGAUGUUGUGAGUGAUCAUGUUAGCAAGGUUACUUUUUUCAAUCUGAAUGAAACCAAACCUCGAGGAAAGUUUACCUAUGAUGCAGUGUACUGCUGCAAUGAACAUGAAUGCCAUCAUCGCUAUGCUGAAUUAUAUGUGAUUGAUGUCAAUAUCAAUAUCUCAUGUGAAACUGAUGGGUACUUAACUAAAAUGACUUGCAGAUGGUCAACCAGUACAAUCCAGUCACUUGCGGAAAGCACUUUGCAAUUGAGGUAUCAUAGGAGCAGCCUUUACUGUUCUGAUAUUCCAUCUAUUCAUCCCAUAUCUGAGCCCAAAGAUUGCUAUUUGCAGAGUGAUGGUUUUUAUGAAUGCAUUUUCCAGCCAAUCUUCCUAUUAUCUGGCUACACAAUGUGGAUUAGGAUCAAUCACUCUCUAGGUUCACUUGACUCUCCACCAACAUGUGUCCUUCCUGAUUCUGUGGUGAAGCCACUGCCUCCAUCCAGUGUGAAAGCAGAAAUUACUAUAAACAUUGGAUUAUUGAAAAUAUCUUGGGAAAAGCCAGUCUUUCCAGAGAAUAACCUUCAAUUCCAGAUUCGCUAUGGUUUAAGUGGAAAAGAAGUACAAUGGAAGAUGUAUGAGGUUUAUGAUGCAAAAUCAAAAUCUGUCAGUCUCCCAGUUCCAGACAUGUGUGCAGUCUAUGCUGUUCAGGUGCGCUGUAAGAGGCUAGAUGGACUGGGAUAUUGGAGUAAUUGGAGCAAUCCAGCCUACACAGUUGUCAUGGAUAUAAAAGUUCCUAUGAGAGGACCUGAAUUUUGGAGAAUAAUUAAUGGAGAUACUAUGAAAAAGGAGAAAAAUGUCACUUUACUUUGGAAGCCUCUGAUGAAAAAUGACUCAUUGUGCAGUGUUCAGAGAUAUGUGAUAAACCAUCAUACUUCCUGCAAUGGAACAUGGUCAGAAGAUGUGGGAAAUCACACGAAAUUCACUUUCCCGUGGACAGAGCAAGCACAUACUGUUACGGUUCUGGCCAUCAAUUCAAUUGGUGCUUCUGUUGCAAAUUUUAAUUUAACCUUUUCAUGGCCUAUGAGCAAAGUAAAUAUCGUGCAGUCACUCAGUGCUUAUCCUUUAAACAGCAGUUGUGUGAUUCUUUCCUGGAUAGUAUCACCCAGUGAUUACAAGCUAAUGUAUUUUAUUAUUGAGUGGAAAAAUCUUAAUGAAGAUGGUGAAAUAAAAUGGCUUAGAAUCUCUUCAUCUGUUAAGAAGUAUUAUAUCCAUGAUCAUUUUAUCCCCAUUGAGAAGUACCAGUUCAGUCUUUACCCAAUAUUUAUGGAAGGAGUGGGAAAACCAAAGAUAAUUAAUAGUUUCACUCAAGAUGAUAUUGAAAAACACCAGAAUGAUGCAGGUUUAUAUGUAAUUGUGCCAGUAAUUAUUUCCUCUUCCAUCUUAUUGCUUGGAACAUUAUUAAUAUCACACCAAAGAAUGAAAAAGCUGUUUUGGGAAGAUGUUCCAAACCCCAAGAAUUGUUCCUGGGCACAAGGACUUAAUUUUCAGAAGAGAACGGACAUUCUUUGAAGUCUAAUCAUGAUCACUACAGAUGAACCCAAUGUGCCAACUUCCCAACAGUCUAUAGAGUAUUAGAAGAUUUUUACAUUUUGAAGAAGGGGAGCAAAUCUAAAAAAAAUUCAGUUGAACUUCUGAGAGUUAACAUAUGGUGGAUUAUGUUGAUUUAGAACUUAAAAUAGAUGUGUAAAUUUGGGUUCAAAAUAUAGAUUUGAGUCCAGUUCAGUUUGGAUGUAUGAUUAAUUUUCAAAUCAUCUAAAGUUUAAAAGUAGUAUUCAUGAUUUCUGGCUUUUGAUUUGUCAUAUUCCUGGUCAUUAAACAUUAAGAAAAUUAUGGCUGUUGCUGUCAUUACAUAUCUAUUAAAUGUCAUCAAAUAUGUAGUAGACAAUGCUGUAAUUAGGUGAACUCUAAAACUGCAACAUCUGACAAAUAGCUUUAAAAAUACAAUGAUUGUAAGUAUGGAAUCAGUGAAAAUAUUUAGUUUGUAUUUUUAUGUCCAAACUUUUCCAUUUUAGAUUCCUUUAUAGACACGUCAGCCUAAAAAUCAGCCUAUUCGGGUGUUCUUUUGAAUAUCUCCUGGCGUUUUUGUAUCUAACUUUGUUCAAUCUGGGAAUUUCAGUUUUCAAUAUCCUUGAAAAUGGCUUAAGUGAUAACUUCCAUUUCAGUUAAAAGAAAGCCCGAAGUUGUGUUUGUGCUGGCCACAGGACAGUGGGAGUUACGGUUCAUAUCAGGAUGACCCUACAUACCCAGGUCAGAUUGACCGGAUCAGAAGGGAACAUCGACUUCUAAUCCAGCUUUCUUGUUAAUUAUGACCUAAAUCUAAUAUACUUCCACUGAACCAUCCAAGACCUCUGGUAGGCAGGGAAAUGGGCAGUGAUGCAAGAAAGGGAGACUCUUUGGAGCUUUUAUGAAUAGUUCAUGGUGAGGACAGAACUUUUCUACUUUCAAACAGACUGCUUGCUAGUUUUAUGAAUUCAGCACACGAAUUAUGCUGUGUUGCUCACAUUCAAACCAAACCAAAGACUAUGUUUAAUGAACUCAAUAUUCAAAUUUAUUAUAUAUACGUAUAUAUAUGUAUAUAUGGAUCCCUUAUAUUUAGAUUUUGCUCGUAGUUUUAUUUGAAAGUAGAAAAGAACUCUACAAAAACAGGAAGAAUAUGUCUUUCUUCCCUUCUUGACUUCUAAUAGAUGUCAUUGAAAUGUAAAAUCUAAGUGCGAAAUUAUGAAAGGAUAUUCUUUAAUUACUGCCCACUGAACACAUAUUUAAUAUGUGCCCAGAUUAUUCUAAAAUCUUAAAAAAGAUGCAUAUAGUGAAAUUUUUUUAAAUGGAUAUACUUUUAAUGAAGUUUUAUAACUCACUGACAAAACGUAUUUCAAUAGUAUAUGAGUAUGAUAUUUCUUAUCAAUUAUGAGUGAAAUAUUCUGUCUGAAUGCAUUUGAAGGCAUUUACAGUAUUUGAUUUCAACAGUUACUGAUUAUGACAUUUUAGCAUGAAAUAUAUCAAACACAUCAUUUGAAGGACAUAUGUAAUCUUGACUAUGGUUAUGGUUUUUUUAAUAUGUAUUCCUUGUUUUCAUAUUGAUAACAUCUAAUUCUUUUGACAAUCUUAAUAUGUAGAUUCAUUUAAAUUUUAAGACAGUUCAGUGCAUAUAUAGUAGAAGCCUUAAGAAAAAAGAAAAUGAGCAAGCAAAUAUUUGAAGAAAUGUAUAAAACUAUAGAUUUCUUUCAGAAAAAAAACCAGGCAUAGGAACAGUUUUCUCUUCAUAUAUUAUGAUUGUGAAUAAUAGGAAAGUUGUAUUAAUUCAGUAUUUGUCAUUAUGCAGUAUUUUAAUGCCUACAUAAGUCUAUUCCAUUAUUAUAUUUUGCGCUUGGUAUAUUUAUUCCUUUAUGCUUUUAAUCACUAACAUAUUUUACUUAAGAGUAUAAAACUAUGCUAAAUAAAUUGUAUUGUAUAUGGAAUAUGCUUGCCAUUAUGAAGAACAGCUGGGUAUACCAUUAUUUCAAGCAAUAAAUCUGAAUUCUAUUAGUUUAAAAAUUGUAAAAUUCAAGUUAAAUGACAUGUAUGAUAUAUAAGCUGAACACAUUUUCUAUAGCCCUUAAUUUAGUUGUGUUAAUUUUUCAAGGUGAUGUAUCAACAGCUUUUUUUAUUUUGCAUUUGUUUUUUCAAUGUGUUUACAUUGUAUGAAUUGAGCUUUUUGCCCACAGACUCUUGAUUUGUAGUUGCUUAGCAGGAUUUUUCUUUGUGAUAUGAUCACUUCUAUAAAAAAUAUGAUGUACA